CCUGGUAACUUCGUCGUAAACGUGGGCCUUGUAAAUUCGUCGUAAACCAAUGUUUCGACGUAAUUUCGUCGUAAAUCGAAAAACACGGGCCUGGUAACUUCGUCGUAAAUUAAAAAACACGGGCCUGGUAACUUCGUCGUAAUGUUACGAGGAAGUUACGAGGAAACCGUUUUUAUAUAUAUGGGAGAAGUCUUUCAGACGAGCACUGCUCGUAUCUUCCUCCCUAACUCCUCUCCCCCUCUAAGGUAACUUUCUCUCUCUAUCUUUUUUUUUUUUUAUAGUUUAGGUUGUUAGUUUAGGUGAUUAGUUUAGGGAAUUAGUUUAGGUGAUUAGUUAACGGAAUUAGUUUAGAUGAUUAGUUUAGAAAAUUAUUUUAAACAAUUCGUUUAGGAUAUAUAUUAAUUUAAUUUUUUUAAAUUUUCUAGAUGGCUCCUAGACCGAGACCAGCAGCUCCUGCACCUACGUAUGCGGAUUUGUUUGGCGAUGGAUCUUCCUCUAGCGGUCCAUCGUCUUCUUCCGGGACAGUUCCAGACUCUCACACAUCUCGGAGAGUUCCUUCGACCCCUCCUCCUCUUCCAUCUCAGAUGCCUCCCCCACGAGCUCCACCUGUCGCCCCGGAUCAGCCUGCCCCACCGGCUGCAGUUCAUCCCGAUUUGCGGGUGCCAGCUCAUGCACCAUUCGCAAGAUACACCGUCGAGGAUUUGCUUGCCCAGCCCGGACGAGAGGGUUUACACGUUCUGGACCCCGAUAGACCCCCGGGUACUUAUUGGUUUGGGGCUAACAACCGUGUUAGCCGGAGCGUUUCAGAGACGAUGAAGGGAUAUUAUGACGGCCCUUAUCCCAACUGGACCAUGACUCCCGAUCACGUCAAGACGACGUGGUUUAAAUGUUUUGCGGUAAUUAUAUUUACAUAUUAUUAAUAUUUAUAUUGUUAAUUAAAUAAUUAUUAUUUUUUUUUCUAAUCUUUUAAAAUGUUUGUUUUUUCAGCAAAGGUGGAACUGGUCCGUAGGAAUCACCGAGAGGGUGAAGAGCGAAUUUAUUGCAAAGGCGAAAACUCGUCUUUGCAACACCGUCUCCGAUUGGAAGGACAAGUGGGAGAUUUACGGCUAUGAGGGGAAGCCGAGCGGGGUCACAAAGGAAGCAUGGGAUGGCCUCAUCACCUAUUGGAACGAACCCAGCUCCAUCCGCAAAGCCAACUCCUGCUCCGCUUCCCGAAGAACGAGGGAUAAAGAUGGCCAUUUGCCCAUGGUUCAUAGAUCCGGCCAAAAACCCCAUGCCGGAAUUCGUCUCGAAGCUGUAAGUUUUAUUUAAAUUUAUAAUUUUCAUUAUUUUAAACUUGUAUUUAUUAAUUAUAUUUAAUUUAUUUAUUAUUGUUGUUUAUUAGUUGGAGAAGACGGGAGUUUUGCCAUCUCUCUCGGACUUAUUCAAGAUGACUCACGCCUCACCAGAUGGGGUUUUUGUGGAUCCUGCAUCCGAGAAACUCUUCAACGCUGUGGCGUCUCGGGUUGAAGAGCAAGAGACGCAACUUACCCAACAGUCUGCAGAUGGAUUACCCGUCAAGUUGUCAACCGUAGAGGUCGACCGGAUCUUCGAGGAGGUAAAAUUUAAUAAUUUUUAUUUUUUUUCUUUAUUUUAUUAUUAACUCUAAAUACGGUUUUAUAUAUACAUAUAGGUGGCUCCUAGAAAGAAGGGAAGGACGGUUGGAAUAGGUUCCGUUAACGAAGUUGCAAGGGCGACUUCGUCAUACUAUUCGAGACGGGACCAGGACAACGACCGGAUGCAGGCUCGCAUGGAUACCCAGCAGCAGCGUUUGGACUCUCUCGAGGGUUUGCUGGAUGUGAUGGCGGUGGGAAAUCCAACUUUGCAGAGAGCUUUGGCGGAGAGACGAGCAGCUCUCGGGAUGAGCCAGCCGGAUCCCGAAGCAGGAACGUCUACAGACCCGAACCCCUCAGCCAACUACUUCGAUGACCAUGAUGUUGGCCUUUAGUUUCCUUUUUUAAUUUCUUUUGUUUUGUAUAAAAAAUUUAAAUUCUAUUUAAUUAAUGAAUUUAUAGUUUU
Messenger RNA from Brassica napus (rape), 2058 nucleotides. Its product is annotated as inverted formin-2-like. The transcript is spliced from 2 exons. The coding region runs from base 426 to 920 and encodes 164 amino acids. NCBI's taxonomy places the organism in Eukaryota, Viridiplantae, Streptophyta, Magnoliopsida, Brassicales, Brassicaceae. The record is from RefSeq and is a predicted model, not a curated record.